GAAGAUGAUACCAUAUAGAACUACCGUUACAGGUUGCUCUCGAAACUUCCAUCUUAAAUGUUUACAGAAGAAAUCUUCUGAACAGCAUAUUGGAUUUCACAGGAGACUCCUCUACUAUUUCAUAUGCUGGCUCAGAAAUCCUGGAUAGAAAGAGCAUUUUAUAAAAGAGAAUGUGUUCACAUCAUACCCAGCACCAAAGACCCCCAUAGGUGUUGCUGUGGGCGUCUGAUAGGCCAACAUGUGGGCCUCACUCCCAGUAUCUCUGUGCUUCAGAAUGAGAAGAAUGAAAGUCGCCUCUCCCGAAAUGACAUCCAGUCCGAGAAGUGGUCCAUCAGCAAACACACUCAACUCAGCCCGACAGAUGCUUUUGGGACCAUUGAGUUCCAAGGAGGUGGCCAUUCCAACAAAGCCAUGUAUGUGCGUGUAUCUUUCGAUACAAAACCUGAUCUCCUCCUACACCUGAUGACCAAGGAAUGGCAAUUGGAGCUUCCUAAGCUUCUCAUCUCUGUCCAUGGGGGCCUGCAGAACUUUGAACUCCAGCCAAAACUCAAGCAAGUCUUUGGGAAAGGGCUCAUCAAAGCAGCCAUGACUACUGGAGCAUGGAUAUUCACUGGAGGGGUUAACACAGGUGUCAUUCGUCAUGUUGGAGAUGCCUUAAAGGAUCAUGCAUCCAAGUCUCGAGGGAAAAUAUGUACCAUAGGGAUCGCUCCUUGGGGAAUUGUAGAAAACCAGGAGGACCUGAUUGGAAGAGAUGUCGUCCGGCCAUACCAGACCAUGUCCAAUCCCAUGAGCAAGCUCACUGUUCUCAACAGCAUGCAUUCCCAUUUCAUUCUGGCCGACAACGGGACCACUGGGAAAUAUGGAGCAGAGGUGAAACUUCGGAGACAACUGGAAAAGCAUAUUUCACUCCAGAAGAUAAACACAAGAUGCCUGCCGUUUUUCUCUCUUGACUCCCGCUUGUUUUAUUCAUUUUGGGGUAGUUGCCAAUUAGACCCCAUUG
Molecule: messenger RNA, 1000 nt
Organism: Carlito syrichta (Philippine tarsier)
Lineage: Eukaryota; Metazoa; Chordata; Mammalia; Primates; Tarsiidae
Product: transient receptor potential cation channel subfamily M member 3-like
Exons: 7
Biological process (GO): monoatomic cation transmembrane transport
Molecular function (GO): monoatomic cation channel activity
Source: RefSeq, a predicted model, not a curated record